GAGCUAACAUGCCAGCAGGAACUUCUUGGUCACGAUAUAUGACAUUUUUUGUUGUGGCUUUAACGACAAUGUUUGCAGGAGCUCAAUGUGUGCAUGUAGUGUACAGGCCUUUAGACGACUUAGACAAAUAUAUAGAAGAAGAGGAAAUAAAGAUAAAGCAGGGAUAAAGAAAUUGUUAUUAUUUAUUUUUAUUGUUGAUUCAUAUU
Messenger RNA from Agrilus planipennis (emerald ash borer), 206 nucleotides. RefSeq lists its product as uncharacterized. Bases 9 to 167 code for a protein of 52 amino acids. The transcript has a single exon. The record is from RefSeq and is a predicted model, not a curated record. NCBI's taxonomy places the organism in Eukaryota, Metazoa, Arthropoda, Insecta, Coleoptera, Buprestidae. Gene Ontology annotation, biological process: mitochondrial respiratory chain complex III assembly.